Molecule: messenger RNA, 5111 nt
Organism: Mya arenaria
Lineage: Eukaryota; Metazoa; Mollusca; Bivalvia; Myida; Myidae
Product: abasic site processing protein HMCES-like
Exons: 10
Coding region: 99-1946 (615 amino acids)
Biological process (GO): DNA damage response
Molecular function (GO): single-stranded DNA binding
Source: RefSeq, a predicted model, not a curated record
UUUUACACAUUCCGGGUACUCAUCAUUGGCGGGAAACUAAGACCAGCUGAGAAAUCCAAGUGAAAGUUUUUGUAUUUAAAGCAGUUUGAAGAGUUAACAUGUGUGGAAGGAAGGCCUGUGCCCUUGCGCCAGAUUGUAUCAGGAAGGCGUGCAGGUUCAGAGACAAGCAGGGGAAACAACACCAGCCUGCCUGGAGAGAUGCACCAAAUGGGAAGGGUUUUCACCCCUCGUAUAACAUUGCUCCUGGUGCUUACACUCCGGUGUUGUUGUCGUCCAAGCAUUUUCCUGAUGGGGAAUGUGAAAGUCCUAGAGUGAUUCAGCCAAUGAUGUGGGGCCUAAUUCCUUCCUGGCAUAAGGGCCAGGCAUCAGACAAGGUGUACGAGACUAACAACUGUCGUUCGGAGGGGAUGCUUGAAAAGGCAACAUACAAGGUGCCUUUACAGAAGGGCCGCAGAUGUGUCGUCCUUGCUGAAGGUUUCUAUGAGUGGAAGAGAGAAAAAUCAUCGAAACAACCCUACUACAUAUACUUCCCUCAGACCAGCGAUGUCAAGAUCAAAGGUGAACCCACAGAGGUCAAGUGUGAACCAAAGGUCAAGCAAGAGGUCAGUGGUGAACCAAAGGUCAAACAAGAGGUCAGUGGUGAACCACAGGUCAAGCAAGAGGUCAGUGGUGAACCACAGGUCAAGCAAGAUGUCCAAGCAGAACAAGAUGUCGAGCAGAAAGUGGAAGAAAAACCAAAAGAGGUGCAACAGGAAGCACAAAACGUGAAAGAGGAGACAACAGAGGGGGAUAAAGCUGAAAAAGGUGAUGAUGCAGGUCCUCGACUGUUGACCAUGGCUGGUGUGUUUGAUGUUUGGAAGCCAAACUCACACAGUGAACCAGUGUACUCAUACAGUGUGAUCACAGUGCCAAGUUCUCCGGCCAUGUCUGAGAUACAUCACAGAAUGCCAGCCAUCCUGUCCAACGAUGACGAGAUUGAACAGUGGCUCAACUUUGGAGACGUCCCUCUAAACAAGGCAGUUAGUGUUAUCCGACCAGUGACAUGCAUAGAGAUGCAUCCUGUCUCAACUGUUGUGAACAACUCCCGAAAUAACACGCCGGACUGUGUUAAGAAGAUUGACCUCAGUAAGCCAAAGAAGUCGUUAGGAAAUACAUUAUUGAAGGCAUGGCUUUCAAAACAUCAAGAAAGCAAGGCAGAAGAAUCCCCGGAGAAGAAAACCUUGAUGGCACAGCCUUCACAACAUAAAGAAGUGGAGACUGAAGAACCUCCAGCCAAAAAGAUCAGAAGAAGCUUGAGUCAAGAUCAACUCAGUUCCGAAGAUAAAGACCAAAUGACCUCCAGUCUUGAAAUAACCUCCAGCCAAGUGUUUGAAGAUCAAAAAGCAUCCAGCAUAGAAGAUAUUGACGAAAUAAUCUCAAGCCAAGAAGAUAUUAUGGACGGAAUAAGCUCCAGUCAAGAAGAUAUUAUUGACAAAAUAAUCUCGAGCCAACAAGAUAUUAACAAAAAUAUCACAAGUGAGGAAGAUAAAAACAAAAUGAUUUCAAGCCAAGUACCAGUAUUUCAAUAUGGAGGAUCCUCUAGCCAAGAAGAUCUGGAAAGAUUGAUCUCCAGUCUAGAUCAAGACGAAAGAACCACCACCCAAGAAUAUCUGGAGAAAAUUAUCUCCAGCGUAGAAGGUCAAGAAGAAAGAACCACCACCCAAGAAGAUCUGGAGAGAAUUAUCUCCAGCGUAGAAGAUCAAGAAGAAAGAUCCACCCAAGAAGAUCUGGAGAGAAUUAUCUCCAGCAUAGAAGAUCAAGAAGAAGAAACAUCCAGACAAGAAGAUGACAGAAUAAACCCCAGCCAAAACCCAGACAAAAGGCCCUCUAGACAGGUAGAUGAAGACCAAACAACCUCCAGCCAAGUACUUCAGGGCAGAACCUCAGGCCUAGACGAUCAAGCCUGAAACUACCUGACAUUAUAAGCUGUUCCAUGACUAUAAAGUUGACACUGAAGAUUCCAUUUAAAGCUUUUUCAAAAAGUGAUUUUAUAAAGUUUAUUUACAAAUGGGUAGAAUCCAAAGACGUGUACAUGUUGAUCAAUCUCCAAAAUUAAUAAUCACAGUGUUUCUUUGAAUUAUGGCAUAAUUAGUGUCCAUGGGAUAGCUGCAUAUGGGGGGGUGGGUUGGGAAUUACUUGGAUGGGAUCGGAACAGCUUACAGUUUGCUUUUUAAGUUGACUUCAUUUAUUUUAGCUAGAUGAUUCAUUACCGGGAUAGGGUGGGAUAGGUUUAAGGUUUGCUUUUUAAGUUGACUUCAUUUAUUUUAGCUAGAUGAUUCAUUACUGGGAUGAGAUGGGAUAGGCUUAUGGUGUGCUUUUUAAGUUGACUUCAUUUAUUUUAGCUAGAUGAUUCAUUACUGGGAAUGAUGGGCUAGGCUUACAGUUUGAUUUUUAAGUUGGCUUCAUUUAUUUUUGCGAGAUGAUUCAUUACUGGGAUGGGAUGGGUUAGACUUAUGGUGUGCUUUUUAAGUUGACUUCAUUUAUUUUUGCGAGAUGAUUUAUUACUGGGAUGGGAUGGGUUAGACUUAUGGUGUGCUUUUUAAGUUGACUUCAUUUAUUUUUGCUAGAUAAUUUGUUACUGGGAUGUGCUUACAGUUUAAGGAUACAGUGUUAUGAUGGGAUACACAAAUGUAGGUUUUCAGUUGAUUUUUAAGCUGACUUCUUUUUUUUAGCUAGGUGACCCAUUUAAACAUUGGUUAGUAGAUAAAUAUUGACUAAUCAAUACUUUUUUUAUUAUUUGACCAAACGGGAUACUUUUUUAUACAAUUUGAGGCUAAACCAAUGGGUCAUGCUGAAGUGAUUGGCAUUAUACUCACCAGUUGUGUUCUUUUUAAGUUUUAUUAUCUCACAUUUUGUCGAUAUAUAUUUUUAGUUGACUAUUAUUUUGUUCAGCUGUUUUAUUACAUGUCACAUAAUUUUAUUAUUUAAGCACUUUUUUUAUUGUAGAACUUUGUUUAGGCGACUUGGAUUGUUACUUAUCUUUUGUGUUUGAUAAUUAUGUGUAAAGUGAUUACACCAAUGAUUUAACUAUUCAGGGUCUCCCACUUGCCAUUGCGGAAAUGUUUUGUGAUAAUUUUUUUCUUACUUUUCUGGUGAAAUGUUAUGUAGAUUAGUGAACAUUGUCAUUUAAAUCUGCACUCUCACAGAUAUACCAUUUUUACAACUUUUUUUUUUUUGUCUUGGAAACAGCAAAUUUUUGCGUAAAUAUCUGCACGCCAAUGAUAUACGACUGCUGACAGUAUUGCAGAUUUCAUAUUUCCUUUCGAAAAUUAACAUUUUAUGGCUUAAACCUAAUGGUUUAAGAAAAAUGCAUAAAACAUCAAUUUUUGAAUUUAAUACAAAAUUAUGCGAUCUAUUUUUAGCUCUACUGGCCAAAGGCCAGAAGAGCUUAUGCGAUGGUAAUGUGUACGUAGUAUGUGCAUCUGUAAACAUUUGCUUGUGAACACAAUACAGUCAUCAGUUUUGAUUGUAUCUCGAUGAAACUUGUACAGUAUUUAGAUAUCGAUUAGAGCUCGGUUCCUUUCAAAAACCAGCCAGAUCCGCCCAUGCAUGCCUAGAUUAUGGGCCUUGAAAGUUUAAAAAAAAAAUGCUAUUUUUAGCUAACCUAGUUUUAGCCAGGUCUGCAUGAGCGAAUUCUUUUUUUAGCCAAGUUUACAUGUAAAGUCAAGUCUAUGAUUAAAGGGAGACCAGUUGCUUUUGGGUUCUGCAGUUGAUUUUGUGAAUUACUCUGCCUUGUUCUUGUUGAAAGCCCAAAGGCCAUUUUUUAGCACUUUUAGUGUCUGUAGUUCGCACAUUCAUCUAAACAAAAUUGGUUUUGAAUGUUAGUUCAAAUUAUGCACCUGGGGUCAUUACUGGCCACGCCCAGGGUUCACAGGUUUGGUAAACUUAAAUUGGGAAAUGUUUGAAAAUCUUUUUGUGUGUUCGCGCAUUCUUCUCCGCACAAUUGCUUGUGAAUGUUUGUUCAAAUUAUGCCCCUGGGGGUCAUUACUGGCCAUUCCCAGGAGUUCACAGGUUUUGUAUACUUAAAUUGGGAAUGUUUGAAAAUCUUUUUGUCUGAACCAGCUAUGCAGACAAUUGCUAUUUUGAAAAAGGCACAAAUAAGUGGUCUGCUACCAUGGUUGUUCAAAUUAUGACCCUGGGGUCAAAACUGGCACUGUCCCGGAGGUCACAAGUUUUCUAAAGACUUGUUUAAGAUUUUUUUCAAAAUCUCGUUUCAAACCACAAGGCUCAUACCUUGAUAUUUGUUUUGGAGCAUCAUUUGAUGACUGUCAAGCAAAAACAGUUGAAAAUAUGCCCCUGGGGCUAAAGCUUCUUUUUUAUUUUUAAAGCUACAGCAAUGAUAUUUAGACCAUGUCUACAGUUUUGCAAAUGAGCAUCAAUGUUGUCCUCGGAUGCCCUUGACUUCGACCUUUUGACCAACUUUUUUUAUUUUUAAAACUACAGAAAUUUUGACCAUGAGUACUGUUUCGAAAGCAUUUUUUUUGUCAGAUGACAUUUACUUGGCACAUACUAAAAUAGUUCAUGCAACUAAUCUGCAUACAACAUUUUCUGUCCUCAGAUGUUGAACGUGCAACGUUUUCAGGUAACCCAAGCACAAAACAUGAACUAUAUGUCUGUUGCCUUUUCCCAAUACAUACAUGCUCUGGAUUAAAAAUGACCACAAGAGCCAUGCCAGUAGAGCAUAGGCCCUUAUGGGCCUCUUGUUUUGUCAUCAGUCUUAUAUAACUGGUUUCCAUGGAUUACCAUAUAAAUUGGCUUGUUCCAAAAAGAAAUAAAAAAGUUGUCAAAACGUUCAAUCUGUGAGAGUGGAGCUUUAAGUUUACUUUUUUGGGUUGAAAUUGAUGCCCUUAUGUUAAUAGUUAGAUAUCCCUUGUGAUACAGGUGGAACCUGUUUUGUUACUGUUAUGUCGAUAAUAAGUUCAGUUACGGGUUGGUACUGUAGUACGGCACAUGUGCAUUUUUAAAUAUGAAAACUGUUUGUUGUUGUUGUUGAAAACAAAAAUUAGAAAUUUUUAGAUACUUUUGUUUUAAUAAAUGAUUCGUUUGUGUCCAGGUAGACAAUAAAAAAUAUA